CUUCCGGAGGUUGUAAAGCUUCAGUGGUCUACACAACAAGUUCAGAUUCGUCUCAUCAACAAUGGACCAUUCAAAAAUUGAAUGGCAAAAACUAUACUCAGUGGUCCCGGUCUGCAAUCAUCUCCAUCAGGGGUAGAGGAAAAAUCGGGUAUAUUACUGGAAGUGUCAAGGAACCGAAGAAGGAAGAUGAGUAUCAGCACCAUACUUGGGAAACUGAUAAUUCCCUUGUGCCUACCUUUCUCUUCCACAGAACGGCAAAGGGGCUAUGGGAUGCCGUGAAGGAAAUGUACUCGGAUCUGGAGAACUCUGCAGAAGUUUUCGAACUCAAAUCCAAAGUACGAGAUCUUCGGCAAGGCACAUGGGGUCACUCAAUAUUACAGCCUGCUAUCAGAGCUUUGGCAAGAACUCGAUAUGUUCGAUACCCUCGUGUGGAAGUGUGCUGACGAUGGCCUGCAGUAUCGGAAAACCGUUGAAAAAGAGAGGGCGUUUGAUUUUCUUGCAGGAUUGAAUAAAAGUCUGGAUGAUGUUCGUGGUCACUUGAUUAGCCAGAAGCCGUUCCCUUCCAUCCGAGUGAUCUUUGCCGACGUCAGAAGAGAGGAAAGUCGGAGAAGGGUUAUGGUGGGAGAUUCUGGAAGACAGAACAAUACUCCAGUGGAGCCAUUAGCCUUGGCAGUCAAAAAUCCUGAUAAUGCUGGCAACCAGAGACGGGAAGGGAAGCAAUGGUGUGUUUACUGCCGUCUUACAAAUCACACCAGAGAGAACUACUGGAAGCUACACGGCAGACCUCCAAACUGGCGCAGCAAUAAGCAAUCCGAAAGAGCUCCACAAACUGCAGCUGCAGUAGAAAAUCCCCAAAAUUCCCGAGUAGAUCUAGCUGGUUUCAACAAAUAUCAUAUUGAGCAAUGGUGGAAAUUGUUUAAUCAAUCCCAAAACACGUCCAGUGAUAUUCCUUCCUGAACUAUUGCUCAAAAAGGAUCCACAUUCAGGGAAGAUGAUUUGCAAUGACCAGGAACAUGAGGGACUUUACAUGUGUGAAGAUGAAAUAAGCAUUUGUGGGCAUGCAAGAGUACAAAGUUUAGAUGUUUUUAAUGCUAAUGACGAUGAAAUAAUGUUGUGGCCCUUAGGUUAGGUCACCCAAGUUUCCGGUACCUUAAACAUUUCCUCCCAUCUUUGUUUUCUAGUAAAAGUGUGGAUUUCGGCUAA
Vitis vinifera (wine grape) is the source of this 1203-nucleotide messenger RNA. RefSeq lists its product as uncharacterized. NCBI's taxonomy places the organism in Eukaryota, Viridiplantae, Streptophyta, Magnoliopsida, Vitales, Vitaceae. The coding region runs from base 412 to 957 and encodes 181 amino acids. The record is from RefSeq and is a predicted model, not a curated record. The transcript is spliced from 2 exons.